AGUUCGGGUACGUAAUGUGUAGGUAUUCCGAGUGUCAGAGGAGAAGGGUAUGGUCGAAUGUAGUCUAUGUGGAGCGACAUGCCUGGUCUAAAACACAUAGCCGCGAUGGCAUUAAUAUCCCCAGAAGUGUUUGCUCAACAUUUUUAUCCAGCUUCUAUUUACUUUGAUACUUCCACUCCGGUACCCGGGCUUUCAGGUGGGGCUAUGUUCUACAUGUACCCGGCCAUCAUAGUCAUCACCUUCCUAAUAUGUUUAUGUUGUCUGCAUCAACUCAUACAUAUGUGCAGGGCACGGACAGCUAGAGGACAUCCAACACUAUCAACAAUAUCAGGAAGUAUACAAAACGGAUCACAUGGCGAACCGCCACCUCCAUAUACAUUCACAGACGUUCGAAUGGACGGAUCCUCAGCAGAACAACCAUCUACUAACUACCCAAUUUAUACUAAGAGCCCUCCAGCAAACUUAGAGCUGUCAUCAGUGUCACAGAACAAUUACAUAUAGUAUUUGGAGUAUCCAUUUAAAUCUUAUGAAGAUUUGCCUGUCAUUUUAUCAAUAAAACUAUAAUCAUGUUAUCUUUAUGCGUGACCUAUUAUGUAAUAAACAGAAAAAAAAACAUUUUA
Messenger RNA from Pecten maximus, 620 nucleotides. RefSeq lists its product as uncharacterized. The transcript has 4 exons. Bases 67 to 501 code for a protein of 144 amino acids. The record is from RefSeq and is a predicted model, not a curated record. Lineage: Eukaryota; Metazoa; Mollusca; Bivalvia; Pectinida; Pectinidae.